GUGACUUCUCCAAAAAGUGUCUUAGUUCCCGGUCACCUGAGCGUCCAGGACGCGUCCGCGGGAGCCUCGCUGAGCCACGCCUGUCGCAGCUCGGAUCCCGAGACCCGGCCCCUGCCCCUUACCCGCUGCCAGCCGCCCCCAGCCCCAGGCUCCGUCCUUCCCGCUGUCCCUUCCCCCGAACCCGGCCGGACCGAACCGGGCCGAGCUGGGCCGCCCCGGCGCGGCCGCUCACCAUGGCGUCCCUCUUCAAGAAGAAGACCGUGGACGACGUAAUAAAGGAACAGAAUCGAGAGCUGCGAGGCACACAGAGGGCUAUAAUCAGAGAUCGAGCAGCCUUAGAGAAACAAGAGAAACAGCUGGAAUUAGAAAUUAAGAAGAUGGCCAAGAUUGGUAAUAAAGAAGCUUGUAGGGUUCUAGCUAAGCAGCUUGUCCAUCUACGGAAACAGAAGACAAGAACUUUUGCAGUCAGCUCAAAAGUCACGUCAAUGUCUACACAAACUAAAGUGAUGAAUUCCCAGAUGAAGAUGGCUGGUGCGAUGUCUACCACUGCAAAGACAAUGCAAGCAGUUAACAAGAAAAUGGAUCCACAGAAGACACUACAAACAAUGCAGAAUUUCCAGAAGGAAAACAUGAAAAUGGAAAUGACUGAAGAAAUGAUCAAUGACACCCUUGAUGACAUCUUUGAUGGCUCUGAUGAUGAAGAAGAAAGCCAGGACAUUGUGAAUCAAGUUCUUGACGAAAUCGGAAUUGAAAUCUCUGGAAAGAUGGCCAAAGCUCCAUCAGCUGCCAGAAGCUUACCAUCUGCCUCCACCUCUAAGGCUACAAUCUCCGAUGAAGAGAUUGAACGACAACUCAAAGCUUUAGGGGUAGAUUAAAUCAAAAGCCAUACUAUUUUCACUUUCUACAAUUCUUUGAUCUAAAGUGGGUCCGUUGUAGAUUCCUUUUACAAAACAUAUUCAUUUUGCAAAAAUGAGGACCAUGAGUGAACAGUUGUUUCCUGACCCAUGGCUAUUUUGAAUCUUUGCCAAAGAAUAACAGUGAUGCGAAAAUGGGAACAGUUUGGGUUUUGAAUAGAAUCACGAAGGUCUGUUGAUGUGUGCAAAAUGAGUUCUUUCUGCAUCACAUAGAGAAACAGUGUCAGUACUUAGUGCUGGGAGUGUUCUAAAUCUUUUUACACCGAAAUCAGAGUUCUUGUUAAAUGCCGUUAGGCGCCAAUGUAAAGAGCCUUGUAAAAUAUUAAAGGUGUAUCGUUAAUUCUGUAUCUGUUGCUUGUCCUUUGUAGACAGUUCAGUUAGGACCACAGGCAGUGCAGCUGCCAAAUUAUUUUUAAACCAUCUAAAGAAGAGUGCUAUUUAAACAUCUGUCUUUAAAACUGUCAUGAGCUUUUACUUUUCUUCCAUUUUUCCCCCUUUGGGAGAACAUUCUAGUUGGUAAGUUUAUUACCUUUCAAAAUGUGCUUGGCACCUGCCUUAAAUAGCACAAACAUAUUGUGCACAUCUUUAAAUUAUUUUAACUGGCAAAAAAGAAUUUCACUUUAAAAUAAAGUAAGUCUUAGAACAGUUACCCAAGCUGUCUUUUAAAGCUUACAAAAGCAAAGUGGAUAUAAUUAGCAAAAUGAAGGAAGAAGAUGCUGAAUUAAUAACAUUUUAUAGCAAUGAAAGCACACUUGUUCUUUCUUCCAAGAACUGAGACUUUCUCCAUAUAAAUUAUGACUUAGUCUGUGUUGAAUUUUGAUUGUAUUAAUAUACACAUUAAACCCUAUAAAUUGAAGCCAUUCUUCCAAUUGCAGUACUACUACUAUGACAAUACUUGACCUAGAUUUCUAAAGUAAAGGGGUUUUUGUUUUGUUUUGUUUUUGGUAAAUAAAUUGCAACUUUGUCAGAAAUUACUGCCUAAAAUGCAUCAUUGUGUUAGCAGUAAUUUAAAAGUAAAUUAGCUAUGUUAUAUAGAGGCCAAGAGAAAGGAGAGGCUGCCACAGAGUUAGAAGUAGAAGAGUUAGAAUUAGCUUAGUUUUCAAGAAUGAUGUUGUAAUAUAUGAAUUCUGACACAUCUCAACACAGAAAGUGUAGGAACUCCUAUCAGUUUGACCUGGCUGAUCCCGAGGGAUGGACUUUUGGACUGUUGGAUAAGAAAGGCAGAUACAUACUGCCGCUUUAGACAUGGCACACAUACAUGCAAUGAACAGCAGCUCCCCCUGCCACCUACUUCAGACUCCGUAAGCAUCUUGUGUUCAGAGAGUAGGCCUCAGGACUGCUGGUCUUAAGUGAACAGUUAACAGUAACCCUAGACGGGAAUGGGUCCACACAUCAUACUGUAUCAUCGGGUAUUGCACCCAUACCUGCUUUGGAUGUACAUAGUAAUGCUGUCUAACCUGAUUUACCUUCUUGUUUACAUGUGGGAGCUUUGCGUUUUAAGAUUAUUUUGUCUUAAAAAACAAACUCAAUAAAGACUUAUUGCUCUUACCCAUUUUUCUUAACUCCUUUACUUUGUUUUUGACUGCUGUUAAGACUAGAAACUGUAUGCAUUUAAUAGUUUUAACAGAAUAAUUCUUGCUAUUUUUCUGUAAGGAAUUUUAGACUGCUGUGCUGCUUCAAUUUUAUAAAACAAGAGAAAAUGUUUUUUUUAAGAUCUGAAAAUUGUUACAGGAUUAGUGUUUGCCAGUGGGGCAAGCCCAAAAAUUAGUAGAUUUCAAUGAAACUGACUUGAUCCUUCCUUUCCUGCAGUCUCCAAGAACGAAACAUUUCAGAGUUACAUUUUCAAAUGUACAAGUAUCAAAUAGUUGCUUCUAUUUGAGUCCAAUAUGGAUACUCAGAUCUUUGGACCCAAAAUUGAUGGUGAAAUUAUUCUGACUUGAUUGCAUUAAUAGAUAUUUUUUGGGGGGACACAUUACAAUCAUAGUAAACCUAUCAGUAACUUUAUUUUCUUUUACUAAAAUUAAGAGUUCACUUUAGAAAUAGUGAUUUUAGUUGGAUGAGCACAAAAGAAGUCAUUUGUAAAAUUUUUCUUUGGUACUAGUAUUUGUUUAGCAUGGGCUUGCCAGUGGAGAGGGAGCGGAGUAAUACAUUAGUGUCUCUGCGGCUAAAAGAGGUCCAUCAGGUCAUGGAUGGGGAAAUUGCAGAGUCCUAGAAUGUCAUGUAGUAUGGAUGUGCUGCGGGUCUCCUUCCUCGGGGAUCAUCAGCCCCCAGUCUUUGAGAGUGGAGGGAAGCAGAAAUGAGGAACAAGGUUCAUAUGGCUGUGGAAACAAAGAAGACAGCCCCCGGGACAUGACUUCAGUGAGACAGCUCUGUUCCAGAGGAUGUAGAAUAUAUGGGUAGCAGGGAACUAUGCCAAGGGCUACACUAUAAGUCAGGCAAGGGGCCUAGAAACAUCCUCCAAAUAAGGGUAGGUAGAGAGGAGGAAGCCUUUCUGGGGAGGAGGUCC
Messenger RNA from Chionomys nivalis (European snow vole), 3420 nucleotides. RefSeq names its product charged multivesicular body protein 2B (gene Chmp2b). The transcript has 6 exons. Gene Ontology annotation, cellular component: ESCRT III complex; multivesicular body. Lineage: Eukaryota; Metazoa; Chordata; Mammalia; Rodentia; Cricetidae. Bases 234 to 875 code for a protein of 213 amino acids. Gene Ontology annotation, biological process: endosome transport via multivesicular body sorting pathway; protein transport; late endosome to vacuole transport. The record is from RefSeq and is a predicted model, not a curated record.